GUCUCACCUCUUCAUCUUGACUGGUGUCUAUAGGUCCUUCGUGUUUUGAUUCUUUUUCGCUUGUCAAUGUGAAUGUGAUGUUGAGAUGUUUAUUUCUUGUUACUUCCUGGACGUUCUCAGUGGUCUAAGCAACAGGAGGCUAGAGAAAAACGAAUCUUAUUCUUACGGCUAAUGACUUUUUACAUUUACCCUGAUGUUGGAAGUGGAGCUUCUAGGUACAGGCAGUAAAUUAAUGUAGAUUAAUCAUGCUGUACUCCUGGUGACAGACUGGCGUCAAGAAUGAUGUGGUUAGGUACUUGACAUCGAAUAGUGCUUGAAGAAGAACAAGAAGUAAUAGAUGAAGAUAACCAGCUGCGUAGAUGAAGAAAUCCGACGAAAAUGAUAUUAAUGACCAUGAUCUUCACCGAAAAUUCCAAGAAGAGUACGCUUACGCAUAAAAACGAAGAAGAAGAUGUUUGACGCGACUCCCCAGCUCGACCGGUUUGAAAGCCAGUUCUUAUCGCAAGAAAAUGCUGGUUGGGGCUCAAACACGACGCCGCGUCAAGGUGCUCCUCCAGUUGUUGUUUAUCCACUACUAGCAGAAGCAGAUGUUGGUGGAGUCGGUGCUGAGGAGCUGGGGACGGGAACAACAACGCAAGCGCAACUGGCUGAACAUUUUCACGUGAGAGGAAAUGGAGAUGCAACCGAUUUGGCGAGUCCGGAAGCGCUUUCCUCAUUGUCGCCGUCACCUCGCACGAUUCGGGAGAGACAUCGCAACUUCUUCGAUUGUACAGAAAACAACUCCAACUGUAGUUCCCCACCUCAUCAAGAACAAGAAUAUUAUGUUUCCGGAGCCACACCCACAGGUGGGGUUUCCAUGCACCAAGUGACCUCAUCUCCCGAAGACGACGGCUUUUACUCGGCAACACAGAGCAAAAGCGCUGGAGGCGGUAGCAGAAGCGUGUCUUUGGGCAUAUCAAGCAAGGACUUAUCUUCGAGUAGCGGUAACGAGGGUGGAGGGUUCGGAGUUCCUAGGCGUGCUGCUGGAGAUGCGACUUGUAAAAUAGGCGAAAGCUGCACUACUCAUGAUAAAAGGUCGUACAGAGGUACUUCUAUUGCUCAACCAGGGUAUUCGGAUUUGGCAGCUUAUCUAGAGGAGGCUGUCGAAGGUUGUGACGGAGACGAAGCAUCAUUCAAAUCACCUCUUGAUCAUCAAUCAAAAAGAGUAGGUAAUUUAGGGGCGCGCAUUGCAUCAGAGGGGGACCAGGUUCCAGGACAAAUUCAUGCCAUGCAGCCAGGUUCUACAACAUCAUGUCCUACUUCCAGCAGAUCUGUUGGCGGACAGCACCACGACAUCAAGCAAAGGAAUGUGGUAAAAGGUAGUACAGUAAUCUCUUCAACGAUCACGACUACCAGCGACAGUGCACCAAUCAACAGUGCACCUGAAGACAUAGAAGCUCAGGCGGCUGCGAUGAGAUACCGUUCGCGAUUUUUGGCGUAUCAGAGGCACCCGGACGAUAUACUGGAGACCCAUUUAGCACAGCAACUCGUAUGCGCCUCGUGCUGUUGCUUCCCGCUCUUCCUCGUUGUCCCGAACGCAUGGAAACCAACAGAAAAACUUCCCGUCAUCCCUCUGGCAGAGCAGGAGCAAGCAAAAGCGGUAACGCAGGGGAACGCAUUAUGGCCGCUUAUAAAUUCUCAGUCAACUACAUCAUGAUCAUCAUGUAGAAAGAUGUAUGAUGAGACCCGCUGCAGCAGCCAUCGUCUUGCUUAAUAGAGAAAGUAGUAGGUACAGGAGGAGCAGUGAAAGUGAUGCUAGCUAGCUAGUAUCAUGGUUUUCACACUCACGCUGAAGGAGAUUCCUUCCAUUUCUAAGUUUUGCAAAAGCAAGCUACAUCAGCGGUGUCUCGUCGUGGCUUCGCGAGCAGGACAGUCCCAGUAAGAGGGUUUUGAUGGGUUGGGCCGCGACUAUCUGUGGCGUCUCUUGGAACAGCGCGAAGACGCUAUGUAAAAUUCUAGAGGAGACCUCUGGUAUUAGCGUCUACGGCCUGUGGUUCGGAGUGGUAGGAUUUUUCCACGUACUGUUCGUGACGAUAGCGUCGCAGGCCUUACCGUUAAUUUUCGGUCCGCUGCAGUCCUUUCUGCCGAUGUACUACAUCGUUUUCUCCUUCCUCACCUACUUCUUCUGGCUCAAAUGCAUGUUGGAUGCCUACUUUCCUGGACUCGACUGCCAGCGCCUAUGCGAUCAUUGGAGGCUCCGUGUUCAGCUCGCAGUGGCGAGAAGAAAACGAAAAGUUGUGUUAGGGGCUUCAACAACUACAUUGAGUGGUGCAGGUGGAGGAAACGCAAAGAAUCAUGGACGAGAUGAUGUUCAAUACGAUCCUAGGAACAAGAAUGAAGCAGGCGCACUUGUUGGGCGUCCGAUAAGAGCUGCGGGAAGCAGUCUUUGCGUACAUCCUUCCCGCUCUGAUAGUUAAGGCAAGUAGAACCAAAAGAGGAUCCCACUGCAGGUGCAGCAUGAUCCUUCUUCUUGGCCUUUUUGGCAUCUUUUCCUAAAAAGGGGAAAACAAGAUGAAGAUGAUGUCAAACAGGAGGCCGAUUGUGCAGUCUUCAGGGCUCUAAGAUGGUGCGCCAGAAGAGCUGGAAGAUGAACUAGCGUUGACGGAGAUGAGUCGUGUAGACUAUCAGGGGAGACGACGCCCCACCAGCUUUGUAGACCUUUGCCUCAACAUUCACGGAACGGCAAGAAUAUUCAUAGGAACGAUUAUCUUCUUCACGCUGGCUUCAGCAAUAUUCGGUGCGAGUUUCGUCAAUCCGGGGUACUGAACUUUAGACUUUCUUGGAUACACAUACAACCCUUGUUCAAUAAGCUUGUUGUACUACAAUUUUCAUUACGUACAACUACUGUCUACUUCGUCUCUCAAUAGUUUACGAGACGCACACUCAUAGUACGUUCGUCGUUUCAUGAUAAUCAGCUGUUGUUCGUUUAUCUUUAUCAUUUCACUGGACCACACAAGACAGAAAGGAAGAGCAGCACUACUUCGGUUAGAGUCAUACACUGACAUACACAUACAGUGAUCUCUUCCUCCUUCUCACCAGAUACGUUCCGCUCCGCACGUACCCGUGGAACGUGGACCCCUUUACUGAUACUUCGUAUCGGUACGGCGCCGACCGGGAGGACGUUUCGGGACAAUACCAUCUGUAUUUUGGUGACGCGGAUUCUCGAUUGAAAUAUGAGGCGAUAAUCCGUGACUACUGGCAAAAGGGUCUCAGCGACAGUGAGCGGCUUUACAUGUUAAGGGUCGUUAUCGAAUUACAUCCCGCAGCACGGCCAUAUCUCCUGGCUCUUUUCAUAUUUAUUCUAAGUGUAGUCUUCAGUCUCAUUUCAAGCACUGUUCUCUCCGCUCCAAAGCUUAUUAUAUAUAAGUAGAUGAAAUGCAAAUGAAGGAGCCAGUCAUGGACUUAUUUCAACAUCGGAGGAACCAAUGUAAUUCUGCAACCUCCAAAGAUGUCCGGCGUAGAGAAUCCGGAAUCCGCGAAGCUUGUGUCAUCAACUGUGGAAUUCUGUCCGACAUGCAAAGCCUGGAAGGUCCACAUUGACAAACACAUCCAUCACUGCAGGAUAUGUCAGCGGUGCACUGUAGGUAUUGCCAGCAUCUUCAAUACACAGGCCUAGUCUAGUACAGCAUUGAGCAUACUACUUUCAGUGUGGUGUCCAUCUAGAUCUAAGGAAGAUGAAGAUGUCGACGUAGUUUUAAAAAUCUCUUUAUCUUUGUAGGUUGCAUGCAAAUUAUAGCGUGUACCUAACUAUUUUUUAAUAGCGUGUAUCUAAAUUUAUUUACUCCUAGCGUGUCGUUUUUGUAUCAUUUGGUCGUCUCAUUUCAUAGUACAAGUAGAACAACAAACUGACGAGCACGACCCGCAGUCUGACUUUUAUUUUUGGAUUUCACACACAGGAUUCGAUCAUCACUUUACACACAGGAUUCGUUUAUCAUUUUACACACAGGAUUCGAUCAUCAUUCUACACACAGGAUUCGAUCAUCACUGUCCGUUCAUUGGAAAUUGCGUGGGCGCCGUGAACUACAAGGCCUUCUGUCUGUUUAUACUGUUUAGCUGCAUCUGGGCAGUCUUCGGGACCUACACUCUCGCUUGCGAAACGGCAUCGUUUACGAUAGUAUCCAAUCCCUUAGACGAUCUGCAGUACCAGGCAGAGCUAGCCGCUAGUAAUCGUGCAAGGCUUGAACAGGUCUUCGACUAUCACAGAAAAUCGCUAUUGGUGUUGCACCAGGAACAAGAAGACAUCGCUACAACAAGGACUCUUCAAGUACAUUCAAAUGCUGGAGGUGUUGACCAAGAGGCAGCUCCUGCGAGUAGUCGUGCAGGCGGAUUUGGUAGCGCCAGGAGUGGUAAAGUAGGUCCCGCCUCAGGCUUACCAACACAAUCACAGGCUAAUGUUCGUACUAAGACUGGCAAUGUACUAGCCUCAUCUGCUGGAGCAGGAGGAGAAAACACUUUUCCUAUCGACCACCACACUCACCAGCUGCAGGGUCGCCAAGUUCACCAAGACCAAGGACCAGAUAAGGGAUACGGCUCUUGUGGUAUAGCCGGGACAGAUGAUGCAGUUGCCUCGGACCUCGUAAUACCGCGUCCAGUGCCACUGUACAUCACACCGAAGAGGUUCAACUGGUUUCGCGACGUUCUGCUUGCCGCCGCCUACAUUAAGAGAUCUAGUGUGCUGCGAUUGCCAUUGCAUCUGACUCUGAAAGUCUCAAAGAGUGAGAAGUAACUUCACGUUCACUACCCAAAUCGUUUAUUAUUAUAUAUAUGAAAUCUUCUAUCAUCCAGAUUGAAAGAAGAUGAAGAGACUUUUGAGGGAAGAAGACAAUCCUGAGAUGAGAAGUGGCCACUUCCACUUCGGAGAGUAGUUACCCCGAGCCCGACAUAAUAAGUCAUCUUACUUUUCCUAGUACUCAUCAUUAUCUGAUGCUCGUACAGCUUUCUGAUUCUGCUCCAUGUAGUUCUAACUCGUAAAGUUUUUACCCUACUUUACUUUACUACUACGCCUUCUUCUAACCACUGACCGCACAGAAGAAGAGAAUACAAGUCCACGUUGAGCAAGUCGACCUCUGGCGAAGUAGAGGAAGGCGUAGGGCGCGCAGGAAUGUUAGGGAACGUCGAUCCAGCGAUAUCACCGCCACCAUUCAACAGAAUGCACGAAUGCACCGUAUUCCAUCAUUUUUUGCUUCUUGUUGGAUGGUUCUAGUCCCUCUUGUUUACCAUAAUUCACAAUUCAUUGUUCUUGUUUCGUCACUAUUGGACUGGACUCAAUCCUACCCCUGCACUUGCUAUUGCUCUCAACUUCCAGCGUGUGCGCACCGCGUUCCGGACUCGAAAUGGUGUUUACCUUCUCUGCCUUGUUACCUCAGUCCUCUGGUGGGGGUUUAUGAUUUUGUUUCCCGGUAUCAUGAUCACGGUCCAGACGGGUCAUUUGCAUCAUAAUUCGUGGCCUCUUGCUAUGUUUGGAUUGGACGAAGGCAGCGCAGAAAUGGCAACAGUUUUCGGCGAUAAUCAGAAAGUUCUCAAACUCGUCUCCACUUCUUCUUCAACUAGUAGUACACCAGUUUCUAGUUCUACCGCUUCUGGACUUGUGAAGCAAAUUGUCGAGGAAACUACGCCAUGGUGGUGCCGCUUUAGUCUCUCGGAAUCAUGUCAGCCAUACGGACGAAGAUCAGUGCACGAUUGGUCCUGGUAUCAGGCGGGCAGAUCGGAGCGGGACUACAUGGACUCGCUGUUGAACCUCAAUCCAACGCCGACCCCCGCUCGAGCGAAUGGGAUGUAAUUGUAAAGUUUGCGGGUGUCAAAGUCUAAGCACUUUUACUUACUUACUUUGAAGUUGUUUCCCGUGUACUAUUUGGGCGAUACGAUUACAUACUGGGCAUCAUUCAAAUUUCCGACUUCUUGCAUGAUUUGCAUACGAAAAUUAGCUAUAGUUACUUCCUCGGAUGAAAUUAAGUUUAGCUCGUGUUGACAUUGACCACAUUGACAUUUUCAUAGCAUGAUGCAUAUUCGUUAUCACCAUGUUGACACAUCUAAUAUAAUAGCAGAUUUCUAAAAAUCCACUUUCACACGCACAUCUGCUCGAUACACGCAUUGCAAACUAAAUUCGACAUAAAUCACUCCCGCCUUUUGAGAUCGUCCCCGCGCCCAUCCUGCGACACGCAAAGAGAUCUUUAAUCUUUGCAACGAACUGCAUCCGGAUAAAAAGGACAUACCAAGAUCUAUCAUGUCUGCUGACCUGCAUAAGUUCAUAAUUAUCGUCGUCUUAUGAAAUAUAAGUUGACCGUCACAAGCUGUUUACAACGUACUGUGUUAUCUUUAAUGUUUACAACGAACUGCAUCUGGAUAAGGAUAAAUCUAUCAUGUGAGCUGACCUACAUCCACACGCACACGACUCUUACGAUUCAUCUGCUCAAUUAAGAUUAAUCCUCCGGCUUUCCCCACAGUGGCGCCCGCGGGUGUCAAGUGGGCAAGGCCUUUGGUCGCGCUGUUCAGUUCGCCGUAGGGUGCCGCCGCGCUGACCAGGAUGAAUGAAUGAGGAUACAAUUUACUUCGUGACGAUUUUCGCCGUCUUAAAAUUCACUGUGCUCACAUGCAUAGCACAAAGUCAUCGAUCCCCGUUCUACUCCACUAUCGGAUCCGUAAAAAACGUUCUUUGAACCUCCUCUGACAUAUCACGCAGCAUACAAAUACAUCGCAUCGCAACAUAAUUUGCAAUUAUUUGAUAGAACCAGAUAACAUAGCUUCUAAUGAGAUGAUAAAAGAUCAUACACAAGAUAUAUAAGAUGAACCGCUCGCACCUCCGCAACUCCAAGAGAGGCCGCACAUGGAAGUUUCCCUGUUCCAACAUUCACCAUGUCGUGGAUGUACACCCACCACUACAACGAAGAUGAUGAUCUGUGCCUGUGGAUAUCUGAUUGCGGAUGCUC
This is a messenger RNA of Amoebophrya sp. A25, 6965 nucleotides long. NCBI's taxonomy places the organism in Eukaryota, Dinophyceae, Syndiniales, Amoebophryaceae. The record is from the annotation of a GenBank genome assembly.